Durio zibethinus is the source of this 2307-nucleotide messenger RNA. The record is from RefSeq and is a predicted model, not a curated record. NCBI's taxonomy places the organism in Eukaryota, Viridiplantae, Streptophyta, Magnoliopsida, Malvales, Malvaceae.
CAGGGUGCAUGGAAAGGUUAGAUAUUCUGAUCCAGAACAGCCAGCGGUUUUAAACCAGCUGAAGCACUGAAACAGGAUAGCAUCUUACUUUCAAAUAUUUUGAGCAGAGAAGAUGUCUUGUCAUGGCAGGCCUUAGUAUCACUGCCCAUUUUACUUAAUUCAGAUUAUAUUUAAUAGCAACGAUAAACUUGAUUAUUUGAAAAGAAGAGCACCCAAAGGAAAAUAAACCUAUUUUUUUUUUUGGAUAAAUUUGUAUUUUAUUAUUACGACUAAAACAAGUAUUACCGCACAAAUAUGUUUCUACUUAGCCCCCAUCUCUCGUAUAUCUUGAUCAAAGCCAAUGUCCCUAAAGAAAAAAGAAAAUAAACUUGAGAAAACGCUGUCGUUUAGGUCGAAUACUGUUUGAUAAAUUUAUAUGUCUUGAUCAAAGCCAAUGUCCCUAAACCCAAAGGAGAAUAAACUUCAGAAAAACACUGUCGUUUAGGUGGAAUAAUGUUUGAUAAAUUUAUAAUCCAGAGAAACUCGUAAACACCUCGCUUGACACUGCAAGCAAAAAAAGCAAUGGCGACACUGGUGUCCCUUCAAAACACGGGAAAUUACAUUAGCUUCUCUUCCCACUUAAAAUCUUCAAUAUCUACCAGGCCUUCCGUCGUUGGCAACAAGAAAAUCAAGCUCUGUUUUUCUCAAAACCCCAACAAACUCAACCCUCUAUGCACCUACGCCGUAUCCAAUAACACCAACGGCAACAAACUCAACCUUCUAUGCACCUAUGCCACAUCCAAUAACACCAAUAGCAACAGCUCUACCAGGACUUAUCGCCGCCAAGGUGUGACGACUCACCGCCAGACCACCAAAAAUCGGCCCAACCCUCGUAAAUUCAACACUGAAACUCGAAAGGAAAACCAUCCAUCUCCUGAAAAUCCUGCAUUUCAAAGUAUUGACGUGGAUUUGCCGAAGUUAUGCGAAGAAGGCAAGGUUAAGGAAGCUUUAGAUUAUAUGAGUAAAGGUGUUUUAGCGGAUUAUAAUGUUUUCGUGGCGUUAUUGGAUGCUUGUGGGAAUAUGAAUUCGAAAGAAUUAUCCAAAAGAGUUAAUGAAUUCUUGAGAAGAUCAAAGUUUUCUGGUGAUAUCGAAUUGAACAACAAAUUGAUUGAUGUUUAUGGGAAAUGCGCUAGUCUAAGAGAUGCUCGCAGGGUGUUUGAUAAAAUGCGUGAGCGGAAUAUGGAUUCUUGGAGGUUAAUGAUAAAUGGGUAUGCGGUUAAUGGAAAAGGAGAUGACGGAUUGUUGUUAUUUGAAGAAAUGAGAAAAGGUGAAUUUCAUCCGGAUAACGAGACUUUUCUGACGGUUUUAUCUGCUUGUGCCAGUGUAGGAGCUGUCGAGGAAGGAGUAAUGUACUUUGAGUUGAUGAAGAAUGAAUACAAGAUUGCUCCGAGGAUUGAACAUUAUUUAGGGGUUAUUGAUGUUUUUGGGAGAGCUGGGCAUUUGAAUGAGGCUGUGGAGUUUAUUGAGAAUUUGCCGAUUGAGCCAAGGGUGGAGAUUUGGGAGGCAAUUAGGGAUUUUGCACGAAUUCAUGGAGAUGUUGACCUUGAGGAUCGUGUUGAGGAGUUGUUGCGUGGACUUGAUCCUUCUAUAAGAAGUGAGAAUGAACUCCGAGCGCCACCGAGGAAAAAACUUUCUAUGGUUAACAUGAUUGAGGAGAAGAAUAGAGUGAGUCAGUAUAGGUGUAUGAACCCUUUCAAGGGAGAAGCAAAUAACAAGUUGAAAGGUUUGAAUGGACAGAUGAGGGAAGCAGGCUAUGUGCCUGAUACAAGGUAUGUGCUUCAUGACAUUGAUCAGGAGGCAAAAGAGCAGGCUUUGCAAUACCAUAGUGAGCGUUUGGCGAUUGCUUACGGUCUUAUUAGUACUCCGGCAAGGACACCUCUUAGGAUCAUUAAGAAUCUGAGAAUCUGUGGAGACUGCCACAAUGCAAUCAAAAUCAUGUCUGAGGUUGUUGGGAGAGAGCUGAUAGUGAGGGAUAACAAGCGGUUCCAUCAUUUCAAGGAUGGAAAAUGCUCUUGUGGUGAUUACUGGUAAAACUUUAGAAAACCCUGCCAUUGAUGUUGCAUGUCAUCAAGGAAAAUGUAGUUGCUGACCGGAAUGAAACCUAUAAGCAUUGUGAAAAGUUUCUGUAUUGUACACCAUGCUUGUAUUGAAAUUUAAAUUCUACGGUGACCUGUUGUCAUCAUUGAAAUGGUUAUUCACAUCAAACAACUUUUUUUGCUACUGAAUACUUAAUGUACUUAAAAUUUAGGAAAAUUCUGUGCUAAUUUC